UGCGUCCACCAGAGCAGCACAGAGGAGGACAAAUGCAACGACUAUGAGGGUCUUUGUCUGCUAUGAGGGCUUCACUGAGCCUUUGGACGUCCCCCCUUAUCAGACUGUGAUGGCCUUGAAGCAGAUGGUGAAGAGCAACUUUCUUGUGCAGCUGUCUGAUAACCAGCAGGUCAGACAAUACUUGGAGCUAAGUUAUGGAGGCGCAGCGCUGCACGACAGCUGGGCUCUGAGUGAUGUGGCCAUCACAAGUGGCAGUGUCAUCCAAUGCUUCAUAAAGACUGAACAAAGGCCUGUGAUGUGCGUGUUUAAUACUGUGACAGGAGAAACUUCACCAAUAGAAGGAACUGAGUCUCUUCUUCAUACGUCUGUGGACAAACUGACGACCCUGAUAUCUGUUCAGUGUGGGAUACCAGUCAGCACGUUCAGGCUCAGAACACCUGCUAAUGUGCAACUCUAUGACUGCAACUGGCUGCAGGACUACGCCAUUAAAAUGGGCACCAUUCUCCGUUUGGACACGUGGGACGGGUGGGUGGAGUUCCUUCAAGGUUGCCUCCAAGGCCAUAGAUUAACAGUCCAAGGCCACCUAUCAGAGGAGAAGCCAGUAAUGAGAUUUCAGCUGCGGGUGGCACUGUACAUCGCUGCCUGGUCAGGCCACCUGGACCUGGCAGGCUGGUUGCUGGAAAGGGGGGUUCAUGCAGAGGAACCAGUGGGAGUUCAUCCAUACCGACAGUGGUGCCAACAAACUGCCCACCAGGACACCAGAAAGUGUCCCAUCCAUGCAGCUGCAGAGAGCGGUCAGCUCCUCAUUCUCAAACUAUUCGUCAACAACAACAUUCGGAGCUUGGCUUGUCGGGACCCUGAAGGUCGUGACCCUUUGAAAAUUGCCAUUCAGUGUGGUCACAGGGAAUGUGCAUGCUACAUAACCAGCAAGCUGUGCUCAGUAGUAUCUCUGCCAAAUGUGUCCCUACCCAUGCAUAUUUACCUCCAAAUAAAACGCUGGGUAAGUUCAGGGAAAGAGAGAGCUGCUUCCAAUCGAUGCCAUUACAACGGUGCUGCCUUUAAAGCCAGACUGGGGAAAACAUUGCUCAUAGAUGGCUUCAAUCAACCAAAGAUGUCCUCUAAAUCCUGGAAAGCUGAAAUCAAAUCAAGAAGAGGAAUCAAGGCUUUACCACCCAUCAGCAACUUACUUUCAAUAUCCCAUCUCCCUUCUAAAAGGGCAAAACCCCUAAUACCCAGCCAGCACUCUGCGAAAGAGAUGCAGGAAAAGCAAGCAAAUAUUGAGGGCAGAGGGGAUGGUGUAUUUGAUCAGAAAAAAGAAGGAAAUGACAGCCUUGGCAAGAGCAACUUUAAACUCCCUCCAGUCAACAGAGAAAAUGUUCCCAGGCUGGUGUUCGUUGGUGCAUCACCAAAAUCCUUCCAUAUUCCGGAUGCAUCUCUGGAGUCCUCGCACCAAUGUGGCCAGACGCUGAGAGAAAAUGCUGUGUACUGCUUGACUAUAGCCAGUACCUUCACAGAGAAGCCUUGGAUGAAGCAGCUGGACAUAGCAAGGACUCUGGUCAGGAAGCAUGUCCACACCAUGUUCUGAUGCUCAUGAAUCUGGGUGCUACAGACCACACAUCUGUGCGCCAUCAGCACGGCUGCAUGUGGAGCUCCAAUCAACUUCCUGAAACACUGUGGACGACAAAAAAUGCUUCAGAAUGACAACUGGGGAGCGUGUCUCAGGCUUAGUGUGCUAACUGAAAAUAAACCUACGUUUGUUUGUCUUGAUAUGCCAAACCAGAGAAAAAUAGACAGAAAUCAUUAAUAGCCAUGUUCAAAAAUUUGUUUGUGAAAGCAUUUUUUGUGAGACACUAGUCCAAGUUAGGACUAGCUUUGUGAAAUUACUUUCCUUGAGGUGAGACUAAGAUCAUAAAAACGUGCUGUAGCUUCUGCCCUCACUGUGACCAUGUGUGUGUGUUGCAAGUUUACAGCCAACUAACUUAAACCCACUUACAAUAAAGGUUAAAAAAACA
Messenger RNA from Amphiprion ocellaris (clown anemonefish), 2012 nucleotides. Its product is annotated as protein ANKUB1. Lineage: Eukaryota; Metazoa; Chordata; Actinopteri; Pomacentridae. The transcript has 6 exons. The record is from RefSeq and is a predicted model, not a curated record. Bases 44 to 1585 code for a protein of 513 amino acids. Gene Ontology annotation, molecular function: protein binding.